Molecule: messenger RNA, 6192 nt
Organism: Beta vulgaris subsp. vulgaris (sugar beet)
Lineage: Eukaryota; Viridiplantae; Streptophyta; Magnoliopsida; Caryophyllales; Amaranthaceae
Exons: 6
Coding region: 498-5543 (1681 amino acids)
Source: RefSeq, a predicted model, not a curated record
GCUAGAUAAUUAACAGCAAAGACCCUAUUGUAUCUGAUGCAUUAGGUAUUUCUCGAGAGUAGGGUCGCCUAAUGUUUUUAUCUUACCAUAUUUAAAAAAAAAAAAAUUAGCUGCAACUCUACCUUCCAUUAGGGAGGUCGUGCGUUCUUCUUGUACUUUGCAUUAGUUGGGUUGGGUAUUCCGGAUGUUGAGAGAAGAGAUCAACAACUUCUAUCAUCGGGCCUUUCUAGUGUUCGAUCGAGAUUAAAAAUCAUACCUUCUUAUAUGAGUUGUUCAUAUCUUUUUAAUAUUCCCCAAAGAUAACCAAAUAUCUAUCUUAUGGAAAUCCUUGUUUUUGUUUCCUAAACCAAGUGUAACUCUUCCAUAAACCAUUAUAAAUACCUCCCUCUUAUACCAAGUUGAGAACCUUUCUCCCUCACUUUUUGUGCGCCACUACAGCCGUCGUAUUUUGGCACAACCUUGCUCCAUCUCUUCCAGUUUUGUAUUAAUCUUCAACAAUGGCAGAGCAUCAACCACCAUCUUCAACUCUAACCGACAUGAAAGUCGCGAUGUUAGCACUCAACAAACUCGGUGAAACCUUCAAUAGUUUCCAGUCACAAGCAUCCUCCAUUUUCUCUCUCACCGAACAAUGGAGUAGCUUGCAGAGUUCCUUCACCAUGGUUGAAGCUUCAUUAGCGAGUCGUGCGAAGGAACUCGAGUCAAAGGAGAGAGAAUUUAGUAGCAAAUUACAACGAGUUGAGAAUUUCAGAAAGGAAGUUGAGUUGAGGCGGAAAAAGGUUGAAUUAGAAGAGAAAUCAGUGAUUGCUAGGGUUAAAGAAGUGGAGAUGAGAGAGAAAGGUGUGAUUGAGAGUUAUGAAGUGAUUGAGUUGGAGAAGAGGCGGAUUAUUGAGAAUCGUAAAGUAAUUGAUGGUAUGGUGAAGAAAUUUAGGGAGAUUGAGGUGAAGGAGAAGGAAAUAAAGUUGAGAGAAAGUGAAAUUUGUGAUCGAUGCAGAGUGUUGGAGAUGAGAAAGAAGGAGUUGGAUGAUCGUUGCGAAGUUAUCGAAUUGAAGGAGAAGGAAGUGAGUGAGAGUUUCUUGGUUUGUAAAAAUGAUCUAAAAUUGAAGCAAGAUGAAUUGAUCAAGAGUCGAAAAUCGUUGAUGUUGUUGGAGAAGAGAUUGAUUGAGCAAUGUGCAGCAUUGAAGUUGAAAUCGGAGGGAUUGAUUGAGGGAGAUAAGGUGUUGGAGUUGAAAGGGAAGGAAAUUGAUGAGAGUCGUAAACGGUUGGAGUUGAUGAAGGAGGAGGUUGAUGAAAGGUGUGGAGUUGUAGAAUUGAAAGAGAAGGAAUUGAGUGAAGGACGACACCGAGUGUUGGAGUUGAAGGAAAGUGAAAUUAAUGAGAGGUUUGGAAGGUUGGAGUCGAUGGAGAAAGAAGUCGAUGAACGUUUGCGAGUAGUGGAAGUGAAAGAAAAGGAGAUAAGUGAAGGUUUCCGAGUAUUUGAGUCGAAAGAGAAUGAAUUGAGUGAAAGAUUGCGAGUGUUGGAGUUGAAGGAAAGUGAAAUUAGUGAGAGUUUUGGAAGGUUAGAGUCGAUGGAGAAAGAAGUUGAUGAACGUUUGCGAGUAGUGGAAGGGAAAGAAAAGGAGAUGAGUGAAGGUUUUCGAGUAUUGGAGUCAAAAGAGAAGGUAUUGAGUGAAAGAUUUCGAGCAUUGGAGUUGAAGGAAAGUGAAAGUAGUGAGAGUUUUGGAAGGUUAGAGUCGAUGAAGAAAGAAGUUGAUGAACGUUUGCGAGUAGUGGAAGGGAAAGAAGAGGAGAUGAGUGAAGGUUUUCAAGCAUUGGAGUCGAAAGAGAAGGAAUUGAGUGAAGGACUCCGAGCAAUGGAGUUGAAGGGAAAUGAAAUUAGUGAGAGUUUUGGAAGGUUAGAGUCGAUGGAGAAAGAAGUUGAUGAACGUUUGCGAGUAGUGGAAGGGAAAGAAAAGGAGAUGAAUAAAGGUUUUCAAGCAUUGGAGUCGAAAGAGAAGGAAGUUGAUGAACGUUUUGGCGUGGUAAGAUUGAAAGAAAAGGAGAUAAGUGAAGGUCUUGAAGGAUUGGAAUUGAAAGAAAAACAAUUUAAUGAGAGUUGCAAAUGGCUGAGGUUGAGAGUGAAAGAAGUUGAUAAACGUUUAGAUAUGGUAGAACAAAAAGAAAAGGCAAUGUGUGAAGGUUUUCAAGCAUUGGACUUAAAAAGAAAGGAAAUCAAUGAGAGGCGCGAAAGGUUGGAGUUGACAGAGAGGGAAGUUGAUAAACGACUUCAAGCAGUAUAUUUGAAAGAAAAGGAUAUAGUUGAUGGUCUCCGAGCAUUGGAGUUGAAAGAGAAACAAAUCAGUGAGAGUCGCGAAAGGCUGGUGUUGACAGAGAAAGGAGUUGAUGAACGUUUACAUAUGGUAGAAAUGAAAGAAAAAGAAAUCCAUGAGAUUUGUGAAAGGCAGGAAUGGACAGAGAAGGAUAUUGAUGAACGUCUCAAUAGAGUAAAAUUGAAAGAAAAGGAAAUGAGUGAAGGUCUUCGAGCAUUGGAGUCAAAAGAAAAGGAAAUCAGCGAGAGUUCUAAAGAACUAGAUUUGAUGAAGAAGGAAGUUGAUGAGCAUAGUCAAGCCGUAGAAGAGAAGGAAAAGGAAAUAAAUGACAGGUUUCGAGAGUUGGAGUUGCAAGAAAAACUACUCACUGAGAGUCGCAAAGGGUUGGAGUUGCUAAAGGAGGAUGUUGAUGAACGUUUUCGAACAGUAGAACUGAAAGAAAAGGAAAUGAGUGACCGUCUCCUAGAACUUGACUUGAAAGAGAAAGAGAUAAAUGAGAGCCACAAAGACCUGGAGUUGAGACGGCAGGAAAGCGAGGAGCAGUUUCGAGCUGUAGAAUUGAAGGAAAAGGAGAUUAGUGAAGGUUUUCAAGCUCUGGAAUGCAGUAAGAAGCAACUAAAAGAGAAUCGCGAAAGACUGGAGUUGAAAGAGAAAGAAGUCGAUGCAUAUUCGAAUGAAGUGAAAUUGGGAGAGAAGCGAGUUAAUGAUAGUGUUGAAGCUUGUGAACUUAGAGUGAAGCAAAUGAAAGAGUAUUCCCAAGGUUUGGACGUGAAAGAGAAGCAGGUAAGUCAGCGUCUCAGAGCAUUAGAUUUGAGGGAGCAGAAAAUAAAUGAGCACAGUCAAGUUCAAGAAUCAAAAGAGAAGGAAAUCAAUGAGCAGUUUCAGGCUUUGGAAUUGAAGGCGAAGCACAUUGAUGAGCGUUGCCAAAGUUUAGACUUGAAGGAGAAACAGAUUUGUGAGAGUUGCAAGGCGGUUGAGCUGAAAGAGAGGCAACUAGAUGAGGGUCUUCAAGCUCUUGAAUCGAAAGAGAAGCAAAUAGAUGAGAAAUACAUGGAGAUGGAGUUGAAGCAGAAGAAAGUUAAUGAUCAAUGCAAAGCAUUGGAGGAGAAAGAGAAGCAGAUAAGAAGACGUCGUCGAGCACUGGAUUUGAGAGAACAGCUAAAUAAUAAGCGUUGCCUAGCUCAGGAAGCUGAAGAUAAACAAAUCAGCGAGAGUUCUACAUUUGUAGACUUAAAAGAAAAGCAAAUGAAUCAGAGUACCAAGGUGGUGGAGUUCCAGCAGAAGCAAGUAGAUUGCACUAGUAAUAUGCAGGCUAAAGUUAUAUCGAACAACAAAUUGGUGGAUCGUGAUAAUGGCAGUGAGGCCGAGAUUAUUCAGCUUUGCAUGACCAUGAAUGGAAAAGCCUUGCGGAUGUUCUUGAAUGAGAGAGUUAAUGAGCAUGAAACAAUGAGGGAAGAAAUCAGUAGUGCACUUAAGUUGUUGAAAGACCCAGCAAAGCUAGUAUUAACAGCCGUUGAUGGAUUUUUCCUGCCUCGUCUAAGGAACGAUAAUUUGGCAUAUGAAGCAAAUGCUAAUAGGAAAAGUUGUGUACUACUCUUGGAGCUGUUGAUGAACAUAAAACCCUGUAUUAGUGAAGCUCUGAGAAAAGAGGCUGUUAAGGUAGCCAACGAGUGGAGAAAUAAGAUGAAGGACGAUGAAGGAGAAAGUGAUAUUGUGGUGCUGGGUUUCUUGUUGUUCUUGGUUACUUAUGAGUUAUGGUCAAACUUUGAGAUGAAAGAACUCCACAGACUAUAUAAGAUAAUCGAUCAGCAUAGCAUGGCACCAGAAUUGAGCCUUAGGCUUGGCGUUUCAGAAGCACAAAACGGGCGCUCCAGUGGGGCACAAUUUGAAACUGAGGAGCCUCUGCCAGAGACUUUGCCAGUGGCAAGUGCCAUCAGCUUGUCCGACGAUAUACAUAUGUUGUGCAGAAAUAUGGACACUAAUGGUGUAAGAUCAUAUCUAAUUCAGCGUGUCAAGGAGUAUGACAUGUUGGAUGAUAAGAUUUUGGAUUCUCUUAGGUUAGCAUCAGAUCCAGCAAAGCUUGUUCUGGAUAUGAUGCAAAGUUUAUACGAGUUGGACUGGAAAGAAGUUCCAGUGGAUGAUUUUGCAGCUGGCUGCAUAUUUAUGUUAGUACAGUUGAUGAAACUAAGGGCUAGUAUUUCCUCAUGUGUAAAAGAAGAAGCGAAGAAAUUUGCUGACAUUUGGAGAGGAUUUUUGGAGAAGCAGGGUAAAUAUAUGAAGAAUUUUGGCUUUUUGCAGUUCUUGGGUUCAUAUAAGUUAGUGGACUCCUAUGAUGCUGAUGAACUUUUUUCACUUUUUGUAACCUUAUUUGAUGAUGAUGAUGAUGUUGUUUAUCUGCCUGAUAAAAUUCCAAUUCUAUGCGAUGCGUUGGGACUGACAAGGAAAAUUCCAGAUCUUAUCCGAUCUCGGAUUUCGGGAGAUAAAUGGCUGCAAGCUGUUAGGUACAUAUGUGCGUUUAAUAUGCAAGAUGCUUUCCCAUUAGUUCCUCUAUUUAAUGCUAAAUUGGAGCAUAUCCAGAAGAGCGUAGAGGAGAUCCUCAAGAAAGGCAGCAGAACAGCUCAGGAUGAUGCUGCCUGUAUGGAGUUAACUGCCCUGAAAACUGUAGUUAAAUGUAUUUCCAACUUCAAGCUUGAAUCCAUCUAUUCACCUGCUUCCCUCGAAUCACGCAUCAAGUGGUUAGAAAAGGAUAGGAAAGAAAGAAAGAACAAUGCACAUACAUUUACAAUAGACAAGUGUUCAAACAUCGAAAAGACUGGAGUAAAGGAGAUGACAGCAGAAAUAAGUAAUUCUCCAGAUCUUCCCUCUGACCCCCAAUCUGAUAAGAAACGCCCUGUAAACUUAGCGCCACCAAAUGAAGGAAAGCGACCUAGGGUAGGUGUUCAUUAUCCUCAUAUUCCUAGCCUUUCAUUUGAACAGCCUUCCCAUGUCUACUCCUAUGGAUAUCCUGUUAGGCCACAUCAACAACCUUCACCUGCUAUGAGUCUGUCUGGCUAUCAUUAUGGUGCCUCUGGUGCCAUGUAUGGCUUUCCAUUUUAUACAAACUCGGGAGAUUAUGAGGUUGCUGGAAUUUACCCUGUUGGCGCGCCUACAUACUCUGCUGAUUCGAGGAGUCAAUCUCACAGAAGAGCACCACGUGAUGAUUUCAUGGCAGUACAAACAAAUGGUUAUUGGAGAUAAGGUUAAGUAUAUGAUUUUCUUUUGUACAUAGAAUUUGAUCUUCUAAGUUAAAGUACUCCGAAUGGCCACUCCUGCAAGAUCAACUGUGAGAUGAGACCAAUGUGUGAACUAUUGCUAAAGCCCAGUAAUAGAUAUCAAGCUCAUACGUAGCUAGUAGUAAUGGAAGUAUGCUAUGGUCGUUUUACUCGUGUACAUAUUCCUCUUGAACGGGCAGAUGUGUUUAUCUUAUUCUUUUUGCUCAAAUUGACCAUUCUUUGUGUAUAAUUAUAUCAACAGUGAUAGAGACAUAGAGUACAAAUGAAGGGUGCCAAAAAUUGCUGAACUUUCACUCGGCUAAAAUCGUUGGAAGCUGUGUAAGUAGGGGGUAAUUACGAGUUUAGCCGAGCUUGGACACGUAUUGAAGUUUGACUUUUCACCUUUACAUCCGAACUUGAUACCCAUCUCUAGUUUUCUCGAGUUGAAUUGUAUCAAGUUUAAUUUAGUUAAAAGUUAAAACUUAAUUUGAGUUUGUAAAUUGUGACCAAGCUAGAUGCCCUUCUAAAAGUUCAGUAACACCAGUGUUAAGUAUGCGCUAAUUUUUAUUAUUAACUAGUUUUUGAACCUCGGGUAAUUAUAAUUUUUCAGGUAUUAAUAUUUUAUUUUACAAUUA